GGCCGAUUCGCAGCCGGGGGUCGCCCCGGGGCAUGGGACAGCCGGCGGGGACCGCGGGCCGGCGCUGCGCCCCGGGCGGGCGGAGGGCGGCCUGAGCUGCCGGGACGCAGGAUGCGCUCCGAGGGCGCGGCCCCCGGGCCGGUGGCGCCGCUGUGCGGGGCGCUGAGCCUGGUGCUGGGCGCGCUGCUGGGCAAAGUGAUAGAGGGCCGAGGGGUCACAGACAACGUGCCACGGUUCUCCUCGCUGCCGCCCUUCCUGCCUGUGAGCUACCAUAUCCUUGGGGCGGAGACCUCCUUCUUCCUGAAGGAGACCAACCAGGACGUCGUGCGCAACUCCAGCCUGCACACCAGGGUGGAGUCCUUCUUCACAUACAAGGCCAAGAGGCCCCCAGUACUCAACGCUAGCUACGGGCCCUUCUCUGUGCAGAAGGUCGUGCCUCUGGAACUGAUGGUCACUUCGAACUUUCUAGGUCCAACCAGUAAAUUCGGUCUCAACUGGAAACUGAAGGCGCACAUCCUGCGGGACAAGGUGUACCUGAGCCGGCCCAAGGUGCAGGUGCUGUUCCACGUGCUGGGCCGGGACUGGGCGGCGCAGAGCCCCGGCGAGAGGCUGCCCUGCCUGCGCGUGUUCGCCUUCCGUGAGACCCGGGAGGUGCGGGCCGGCUGCCGGCUGCAGGGGGCCCUGGGGCUGUGCGUGGCCGAGCUGGACCUGCUGGCCGCCUGGUUCGGGCCCCCGAGCGUGGUGGCCGGGAGGAAGAAGGCGCCCGGGCCGCCCGAGGGGAGCCCCGUGGAGCUCUACUACUCCGUGCAGCCGGGGGAUGUGCGCGGGGACUGUGCGGCCGGCGACGUCCGGAAGGGCAACGCCAUCCGGCCGGGGAAGGACGGGCUGGACGAAGCUGUGCCCCACCUGCAGAGGAUCGGGAGCGUCUUCCUCUACCAGACGGGCAGCAGACCCGCACUGAGUGAGCUGCGUUUGGACAGCAACGUGGCCAUCUGGCUGCCCUCCCGGCCAGUCAAACAAGGAGACGUGGUCACGGCCUAUGUCACCAUGGCCAGCAAUUCCACCGUGGACCUCUUCAUCCUGAGAGCCAAGGUGAAGAAGGGGGUGAACAUCCUGGGCACCCAGACCAGAGAGCCCCGGCAGUGGGACGUGAAGCAGGAGAUGGGAAACGGAGGGAAGCACGCCACCACCACUGUGCUGUGUCAGCGCCUGGGGUCCAGCUCGCGCAACAGAAGCAGCAGCUUGUUCAGCGAGGUCGUGCAGAUGAACUUCGAAAUAGCCAGCUUCAGCAGCCUCUCGGGGACACAGCCCAUCGCCUGGCAGGUGGAAUAUCCACGGAGAGCGACCACAGACAGCGCCGUGUCCGAGAUCUUCAUCAGCCAGAAGGACCUGGCUGGUAUCGUUCCCCUGGCCACGGACACUGAAAUUCUGAACACUGCCAUUCUCACGGGAAAGACGGUAGCCCUGCCCAUCAGGGUGGUCUCUGUGGAGGAGAACAGCGCCGUGAUGGAUAUCUCGGAGUCGGUGGAGUGCAAGUCCACAGACGAGGAUGUCAUCAAGGUGUCUGACCGCUGUGACUAUGUCUUUGUCAAUGGCAAAGAGAUGAAGGGCAAGGUGAAUGCGGUGGUGAACUUCACCUACCAGCACCUGAGUGCCUCCCUGCCCAUCACUGUGUGGGUGCCCCGGCUGCCCCUGCAGAUUGAGGUCUCUGACACAGAGCUGAGCCAGAUCAAAGGCUGGAGGGUCCCCAUUGUGGCCAGUAAGAGGCCCACACGAGAGAGCGGGGAUGAAGACGAGGAGGAGCGGCGGGGCCGCGGCUGCGCCCUGCAGUACCAGCACGCCACCGUGCGCGUCCUCACCCAGUUCGUGGCCGAGGGCGCCGGCCCGUGGGGCCAGCUGAGCCACCUGCUCGGUCCUGACUGGCAGGUCGACAUCACCCACCUGGUUGCAGACUUCAUGAAGCUGGAGGAACCUCACGUGGCCACCCUCCAGGACAGCAGGGUCCUGGUCGGGCGGGAGGUCGGGAUGACCACCAUCCAGGUGUUGUCCCCACUGUCCGACUCCAUCCUGGCAGAGAAGACGGUAACCGUGUUAGACGACAAAGUGUCAGUGACGGACUUGGCCAUCCAGCUCGUGGCCGGGCUUUCUGUCACCCUCCACCCCAGCACGGAGAACAGCAAGGCCAUCACCGCUGUGGCCACAGCUGAGGAGCUGCUGCGGACCCCCAAACAGGAAGCCGUGCUCAGCAUUUGGCUGCAUCUCAGCGACGGCUCGGUGAUGCCACUGGACAUCUACGACACCAAGGACUUCACCCUGACCGCCACCUCCCUGGACGAGGCCGUUGUGUCCAUCCCCCAGGCCCGCUCUCCCAGGUGGCCGGCGGUGAUGGCCGAAGGGGAGGGCCAGGGGCCCCUGCUCCGGGUGGACAUGACCAUCGCGGAGGCCUGCCAAAAGUCCAAACGCAAGAGCGUCCUGGCCGUGGGCGUGGGCAGCGUCAGGGUCAAGUUUGGCCAGAACGACGCUGACUCCAGCCCCGGCGGCGGAGGCGGCAGCGACAGCGACGAGGGCGAGAUCAAGAACCACGCCAGCGACCGCCGGCAGAAGGGCCAGGAGCCCGAGGGGCCUGUGCACGGCAGCUCCUCCGUGGAGCUCGAGGAAGGGGCCCUCCGGAGAGGCAGCACCACGGCCAGGCCGCUGCUGGACAACAGGGUGGUGAAGAGCAGCCGGCCGGACGCGGGCAGGCCGUCCGGGGAGGGCCAGCUGCAGAACAUCCCCCUGGACUUCACCAACUUCCCGGCCCAGGUGGACCUGCCCCGGGCAGGGGGCGGCCUGGGGGCCAGCGACCUGGUGCAGACGCCCCGCGGCCUGAGCGACCUGGAAAUCGGCAUGUACGCCCUGCUGGGCGUCUUCUGCUUGGCCAUUCUCGUCUUCCUCAUCAACUGCGCCACCUUCGCCCUCAAGUACCGGCACAAGCAGGUGUCGCUGGCAGGCCAGGCCUCCGUGACCCACUCGCACGACUGGGUGUGGCUGGGCAACGAAGCCGAGCUCCCAGAGCCCGCAGCCGAGGGGUCGCCGCCGCAGGGCGAGCACACGACCGUCCUGGACCACGCGCCGGGCGGCAGCGAGGAGAGCAGUCGUCUGCUGGUCAAUGGUGGCGCCCGGCAGCACGUGCAAGGCCAGGUGCACCGGCCGGACUCGGUGGCCAGGCCGGCCAGGGACCCGAAGCUCGAGCCCCUGCACUCACCCACCUCCAAAAGGAAGAAGGUGAAGUUCACCACCUUCACCACCAUCCCGCCGGACGACGGCUGCCCCACCGUGAACUCCAUCCUGGGCGGCGGUGAGGACAUCAAGUGGGUGUGCCAGGACGUGGCCGCGGGCGCCCCCGAGGAACUCAGAAACUACCUGGAGAAAUUCAAGGGCCAGGCGUAGGCUCCUGUGGUGCGGGGCGCCGCGCUCGGUUCCAGAGUGGGUCUGGCCCUGGCGUUGGGGGGGCGCCUGGCACUGGGGGCCGCAGACCACCGAGGUCCUGCAGCCAGAGGGGCCGCGCACGUGUGUGCGUGUGUGUGCGUGUGUGCGUGUGUGUGCGUGUGUGCGUGUGUGUGUGUGUGUGUCUUGCCGGGAGGGGUUUUAGCAGCUGGUGGCGGCAGAGUUCUGAAAGCGGAGCAAACUCUGGGCGGGUGGCUGACGGCGACGCCGGCCUGCACACGAGGCCACCUUAGGAAGGUGAUUUUAUGAGUCAAAAUAGAACGCAGACAAGCUACCAAAAAAUUAUUUGUUAAAAAAUGCAAAAAGACAAAAAGACAGAAGUGAUCAUCUCUUUAUAUUUCUAAUAAAGAGCAAAACGUACAGCGAGGCCCUGCUGAGGGACGGUUUCUGGGUGGGUUCGGUGUCCCCUCGGGAGGGCGGCCUCGAUCUCUCAGCCCUGGAGGUGCGCAGGGAGGACGGGGGUCAGAGCCCCCACGCCUCUUGGGGUGAACCUGAGGGUUUUCAAUCAUUACUUGAGAAUCUUCUGUGCUCCCACAUUGUCUCCCCCACCCCCAUCCCCACGUUUUCUUCCUGUGUCCUAUAAGUCCACUUGAUUUGUAUUUAAUGUUUAUUUCCGAGGAUCAAAUGGUAUAUUUUUCCUAAAUUAAACGUACAUUAUAUUCCUAUACGUUAGAUGAAUUCUUAGCAAGAGUCUCAAUUAAUCCAUCCUUGAAGUAGUAAGUUUGAUGCUUUUCUGUAUCCCUCCAGACUUGAUGUUUGCUGGGGUCUUACAACCAGAGGGGGAGGGGGCGCUGCCUUGACCGGCCACCCCAGCCCAGAGGCCACAACCAGUGGCCGCCCAGAGCCCAGCCGGCCCAGCACCCAGCGCCUCCAUCGCUGGGGAUGCGGGGACACCCCCACGUCGGGGGAGGGCCGGUCACCUCCACGGGGGAGAGGCCGUACCCAGGAAUAAUCUGCACAGCCUCCCGCGGUAGAUCUGUCACGAGACCUACUAACAGCUGAGCAAUGAAUCAAGAUAAAAACUGCUGGAGGGUUUUUGGGUCGUUUCUCUGACUCUGUUGGGCGGAGCACACCAGCAUGAACUGAAAAGAUUAAAAUCUAUGUUAGAUUGUCAAUCAACUGUGGUUUUUAACAGCCUAAUUGUGUAGCAGCACAUGGCAAAACGCGUUCAUCCAAAGUCAACUGUACGUGGCAGAGGCGAGCACGGCGUUGUGAAUCAGCCCCUGGGGGACUGCCAGGCUCCGGGGCCGUGGGCGGCCACGCUCACGGAUACCAGGACGCUCGUGGUUUUUAUUUUUUUAAUUACUAAAAUCAGUAGCUAAGAAAGGGUCUUGAAGCCUCGUAACCUUAGCUGGACCUUUUAAAAAGAUAUUUCUAGCACAUAUCAUAGAUGAAAAGGGAGAGAUAUUUAUUUAUACCUGUGAUGCCAAUUGUCAUUAAAAUG
Zalophus californianus (California sea lion) is the source of this 4930-nucleotide messenger RNA. It is a transcript of the gene TMEM132C, whose product is annotated as transmembrane protein 132C. NCBI's taxonomy places the organism in Eukaryota, Metazoa, Chordata, Mammalia, Carnivora, Otariidae. The record is from RefSeq and is a predicted model, not a curated record. The coding region runs from base 112 to 3429 and encodes 1105 amino acids. The transcript is spliced from 9 exons.